UGCCAGCGGCGUGAGCUUCGGCCGCCAUUUUACAACAGCUCCACUCGCGCCGGACACAGGGAGCAGCGAGCACGCGUUGCCCGCAACCGGAUCUCCUCGGACAGGAUUCCUCCGCCGCAGCCCAACGGGGAGAUCUCUGGAAACAUGGCUACAGAACAUGUUAAUGGAAAUGGUACUGAAGAGCCCAUGGAUACUACUUCUGCAGUUAUCCAUUCAGAAAAUUUUCAGACAUUGCUUGAUGCUGGUUUACCACAGAAAGUUGCUGAAAAACUAGAUGAAAUUUACGUUGCAGGGCUGGUGGCACAUAGCGAUUUAGAUGAAAGAGCUAUCGAAGCUUUAAAAGAAUUCAAUGAAGACGGCGCAUUGGCAGUUCUUCAGCAGUUUAAAGACAGUGAUCUCUCUCAUGUUCAGAACAAAAGUGCCUUUUUAUGUGGAGUCAUGAAGACUUAUAGGCAGAGAGAAAAACAGGGGACCAAAGUUGCAGAUUCUAGCAAAGGACCAGAUGAAGCAAAAAUUAAGGCACUCUUGGAAAGAACAGGCUACACACUUGAUGUGACCACUGGACAGAGGAAGUAUGGGGGACCGCCUCCAGAUUCCGUUUAUUCAGGUCAGCAGCCUUCUGUUGGCACUGAGAUAUUUGUGGGGAAGAUUCCAAGAGAUCUGUUUGAGGAUGAACUUGUUCCAUUGUUUGAAAAAGCUGGACCUAUAUGGGAUCUUCGUUUAAUGAUGGAUCCACUAACAGGUCUCAAUAGAGGUUAUGCGUUUGUCACUUUUUGUACAAAAGAAGCAGCUCAGGAGGCUGUUAAACUGUAUAAUAAUCACGAAAUUCGUUCUGGAAAACACAUUGGUGUCUGCAUCUCGGUUGCCAACAACAGGCUUUUUGUGGGCUCUAUUCCUAAGAGUAAAACCAAGGAACAGAUUCUUGAAGAAUUUAGCAAAGUAACAGAGGGUCUUACAGACGUCAUUUUAUACCACCAACCAGACGACAAGAAAAAAAACAGAGGCUUUUGUUUUCUUGAAUAUGAAGAUCACAAAACAGCUGCCCAGGCAAGACGUAGGUUAAUGAGUGGUAAAGUCAAGGUCUGGGGAAAUGUUGGAACUGUUGAAUGGGCUGAUCCUAUAGAAGAUCCUGAUCCUGAGGUUAUGGCAAAGGUAAAAGUGCUGUUUGUACGCAACCUGGCUAAUACUGUAACAGAAGAGAUUUUAGAAAAGGCAUUUAGUCAGUUUGGGAAACUGGAACGAGUGAAGAAAUUAAAAGAUUAUGCUUUCAUUCAUUUUGAUGAGCGAGAUGGUGCUGUCAAGGCUAUGGAAGAAAUGAAUGGCAAAGACUUGGAGGGAGAAAAUAUUGAAAUUGUUUUUGCUAAGCCACCAGAUCAGAAAAGGAAAGAAAGAAAAGCUCAGAGGCAAGCUGCAAAGAAUCAAAUGUAUGAUGAUUACUACUAUUAUGGUCCACCUCAUAUGCCCCCUCCAACAAGAGGUCGAGGGCGUGGAGGCAGAGGUGGUUAUGGAUAUCCUCCAGAUUAUUACGGAUAUGAAGAUUAUUAUGAUUAUUAUGGCUAUGAUUACCAUAACUAUCGUGGUGGAUAUGAAGAUCCUUACUAUGGUUAUGAAGAUUUUCAAGUUGGAGCUAGAGGAAGGGGUGGUAGAGGAGCAAGGGGUGCUGCUCCAUCCAGAGGUCGCGGGGCUGCUCCUCCCCGUGGUAGAGCCGGUUAUUCACAGAGAGGAGGUCCUGGAUCAGCAAGAGGCGUUCGUGGUGCGAGAGGAGGUGCCCAACAACAAAGAGGCCGCGGGCAGGGAAAAGGGGUCGAGGCCGGUCCUGACCUGUUACAAUGAAGACUGACUUGCUAUGUGGGAUUACACCAGAAGCUUGCAGUGGAGUAAUGGUAAGGAAAUCAAGCAACCUUAAAUAUCUCGGCUGUAUAGGAGCAUAUUCUAUUGCAGAAGACCUUCCUAUGAAGAUCAUGGAAUCAAAUACAGGACAUUGAACUAAUACUUGGACUUUGAUAUGAAUUUCUUUAACAAUUUUCUCUGCAGUGCAAGUUAUUAAACUAAAGCUACUCUAUUUUCCAAAUGUGUUCCAACAGAAAUUCUUCAUAACUUCUAGCAUGGUAUCUUAAUAAAGAAUAAAGUUCUUCUCUUUAAAAAAUCUGCUCUAAGUAGAUUUUUCCCCUGUUUUUUUAAAUUAAGGAUCCCAGCAUUGGUUUUCUGAAAUAUUCUCUUGAAUUUGUGCAUUUAAAUUUUAUUGCAGUGGUAUAGAUGAAUGCCAUUGUUGGUAUCCUUAACUUUUAUUUCUGCUCACCAAGGUUAAUCAUGAUUGUCUAUAUCUUUUUUAUAGUAAUCACUUUUGAAUUGUGUUCAGAUAUGCAGUUUCAGGUGUAAUCAUCAGAGCUGGUUAGUCAGGCAUUCCAGAUAGUGGUUCUUUUCAGAACCUUUUUUAAAGGGUUGGUUAACUACCUCAGUAGCAGAGGAUUGAACUAUACCCUGUCUGUACUGUACAUAGAAAAUCUUUGUAGAUAAAAGCAAGGCUUGUUAAAUGAUAUGAGGGUAAGAUUUUAAAUAUACCAAAUGUAACAUUCUUAGUUGCCUUUAGUUUCAGAGGCUUGUAAGACUUCCUCAUGAACAUCAUAACAGGCCUUGCUUUUGUCGUAUUUUGUGGCUGAAAAAGCAGCCUUGCUUCUUCAGAUAUUGUAGUUAUUUGGAUGUAUAAUAGUUUAGCAAGAUGUUACUUUUGUAAGACAUCAGAUGUUCAAAAAAAGUGCAUCCGAACUUGUACUAAAUACUGCAGUGUCCCUUUAUAAAAAGUCAGACUAAAACUGACAGUUGUACAGCAAAGCCUGACAUUUGGAUAUUUUGAAGUUUUUUCAUAAAUCAUAGAAAUUAGUAUAUGGCUGUAGUUUAGCUUUUUAGGUAAAAGGUAUGUUUCAUUAGUGCAUUUCUUACUGCUGAUCACUGCAAAAAUGUGAAUCAGCUUUCCAUUUCUUAUGCAGGUCAUGAUAACUUGUAGAAUAGAGUACAAUCAUUUGUGCUAUGUUUUUAAUUUUCUAAAGCACCUUGAUGACAGUGAGUGUUCAGUGGUGAAGCAUCCUCUAUUGAAUCACCCUCAAAAUUUUUUGCCAAGUCCUAAAUCGAUAGCUUAAAGUCAAAAGUGAAAUUAUAGUUUAAUUAGGACUUGGUAUAAAGAAAUCCCUUUUCCCCUUCCCCAAAGGGAUACUGCAGUUAUAUCACAUACCCAAUAGGCACCAUGACGAAGAUCAGAGCUUAUACUUAAUUAAGGUUUUAUACACACCAGUUUCCCCAGUAAAUGCAAAUUUAACAAGAAAAUUAGACAUGUCAUAUGUUCAAAAUGCUCAUGGCAAACAAUCAUUUUGCAUUCCUGCAAAUAAAAUUGUUUUAUACUGUAAGCUGGAG
Molecule: messenger RNA, 3408 nt
Organism: Budorcas taxicolor (takin)
Lineage: Eukaryota; Metazoa; Chordata; Mammalia; Artiodactyla; Bovidae
Gene: SYNCRIP
Product: synaptotagmin binding cytoplasmic RNA interacting protein
Exons: 12
Coding region: 145-1833 (562 amino acids)
Biological process (GO): CRD-mediated mRNA stabilization
Cellular component (GO): CRD-mediated mRNA stability complex; ribonucleoprotein complex; nucleus
Molecular function (GO): mRNA 5'-UTR binding
Source: RefSeq, a predicted model, not a curated record